AUGGUCUUAGCUACUUUACUCCUUCAGGCCUUGUUGCUUGUGCCUGUUUGGGGUCAUUACUACGUGGCCAUAAAUGGCAACGACUCUGGACCUGGCUCGGCUACGGCCCCUUUUCGUACCUUGGAAAGGGCUCAGAAGGCUGUCCGAAGCUCAACGAAUGGGAUGAAGUCCGAUCUUUACAUUUACGUGGGUCCUGGUACCUACUAUCUCAAUGAGCCGUUGAAGUUCACUAGCGAGGACUCCGGUCAGAACGGCCAUCGCGUCGUCUGGCAGGCCCAAGAUAUGACCAAAGGAGCCAGCAUCUCUGGUGGGGUUCCCAUCACCAAGUGGAAGGCCUCCAGCGCCGGCAAAGGCAUCUAUGAAGCUCAAGCCCCAGCCUUCACCACUCGUCACUUCUACGCGAAUCAGGCCCACGCACAGCGAGCUCGGUCACAAGUACAACGCUCAUGGGUCAACCAGACUGCCACUGGCUUACAAGUCGUGAAUGACGCGGCCAAAUACAUAUUGACCAUGCCUGGAUUGGAACAUGCCGAGUUCCAUGCUCACAACUCCUUCACGUCUCGCUAUAACCCUAUUACGGGGGCAUCGGCGGACACCAUCGUCAUGGCGCAACCGGCUUGGAAUAAUAAUCUCAUUGGGUACGAUACCUUCAAUAAACCAGAUGUCGACCAUGGUCUGUACGUUGAAAACGCAUUGUCUCUCCUUACGGAUCCAAACGAAUGGUACUUGGAUCCAGAGAGUCAUAUCAUCUACUACAUGCCACCUUCUGGCCAGGACCCAAAUAACAUGUAUCUCGUUCUGGCCAAGUUGGAGACUUUGCUCUUGGUAGGUGGCACAUAUGACCAGCCGGUCCAUGAUCUCACCUUCAGAGGCUUCAAUUACAUGCACACUACCUGGAAUCACAUGUCAACAGGCUAUGUCGACCAGCAGACAGGUGGCUAUAUUGGUUUGAAUAAAGCUUACACUGAUUUUGAAGCCGCUCGACCGUUUUGGUGGCAAGUCCCUGGUUCAAUUCAAGUCAGCGCGGCUCAAAACAUUUUGUUUCAAAACGGCAGCAUCGUCGCCCUGAUGGGUGGAUUCGGAAUAGGAAAUGAUCCCAAUGCACAUACAACCGGCGUUGGCCUCGGAGCAUCGGAUGUCGAGAUUAGUGGCAUGCUUCUCCAUCAGACGGGAGCCAAUGCGAUUACCGUCGGAGGCAUUCAAGCAAAAGCACACCACCCAUCGGACCCGCGUUUGCUCAACCAGAACACAAGAAUCCUUGAGAAUAUCUUUACGGACCUGGCAUACACCAUUGACUCGGCUGUUCCCAUCUUUGCCAGCUAUGCCAAAAAUACAUACAUUGUGCACAAUGAUGUUGUCAACGUCCCAUAUAGCGGCAUCUGCUACGGUUAUGGAUGGGGUUCUAACGAUGCGGGGUACACCGACCACGUUGCAAGUCCCAAUACGACCCUCACCGACAACUGGGUCAAGUCCCGCCAGGGAUUUGGGUACUACCUUGACGAAGGCUCCAGCUUCUACUAUAUUAACAACUCGGUUUUGGAUGUAUCUUCGACCUGGCUCGCUCGAAAUGAGCAACCAACUUACACGACAGGCAACAAUACCAUAGCCAAUUGCGCCUCAAGUUUUGCUCCAAGUGAUUCUCAUAAUCAGUACAACGACACCAUUGUCAAUUCUGCGCAAUGGAUAUCGUACCGGAGCAUGUCGCCCACGCAGAAGAGUAUCGUGUAUUUAGCGGGUAUUCCACCAGAUCAACGCAGUCGGAGGCCGUACUCGAUUGAUCAGGGACCUUUCUAA
This is a messenger RNA of Penicillium subrubescens, 1794 nucleotides long. RefSeq lists its product as uncharacterized. The transcript is spliced from 6 exons. NCBI's taxonomy places the organism in Eukaryota, Fungi, Ascomycota, Eurotiomycetes, Eurotiales, Aspergillaceae. The record is from RefSeq and is a predicted model, not a curated record. The coding region runs from base 1 to 1794 and encodes 597 amino acids.